This is a messenger RNA of Coccinella septempunctata (seven-spotted ladybird), 1962 nucleotides long. It is a transcript of the gene Mettl3, whose product is annotated as N6-adenosine-methyltransferase catalytic subunit. Gene Ontology annotation, cellular component: RNA N6-methyladenosine methyltransferase complex; nucleus. The record is from RefSeq and is a predicted model, not a curated record. Lineage: Eukaryota; Metazoa; Arthropoda; Insecta; Coleoptera; Coccinellidae. The transcript is spliced from 4 exons. Gene Ontology annotation, molecular function: mRNA m(6)A methyltransferase activity; mRNA (2'-O-methyladenosine-N6-)-methyltransferase activity. The coding region runs from base 187 to 1857 and encodes 556 amino acids.
CCUAACCUGAAGGGAAUUAAGGUUAUGUUUUGUAAACCUACUUGUCUAAACAUUUUUAAAUUUCGAAAUUUUUUAGAUUAUCAAUAUUAUAUGUAGUAUGCAAUUUAUACAUGGUACUUUUAAGAUGAACAAAUAGAACAACAAUUGUUGAUUUAAUCUUGGACAGAACAAUAGUAUUCCUUUACAAUGUCAGAUGCCUGGGAAGAAAUUCAAGCUGUGAAAAGUAAGAGAAAUAGUCUCAGAGAGCGUUUGGAGAAAAGAAAGAAAGAAAGACAAGACAUUUUGGGUACCAGCUUAGGGAAGAAAACUGCACCUUCUUCAACCACUUCAGAAGGUACUAGUUGUCCAUCUUCCGUAAGCUUAAAAGAAGAGACUAAAUUGAAAAAUGAUCCUUCAGAGGAUGAUGACUUGACCAAAAUCAAAAUAGACCCAGGCCUUGAAAAAGAAUUACUCAAGAUACUCAGUGAGGUAACUCUUCAGAUUCCUAUAUCAUCCGAAGAACUUUGUGUGAAACUCAAAAAUGACACUGAUGAGAUCACCAGACAGAAGCAAGUAUGUAAUUUGUUGCAAAAAUUCGCUACUCAAAAACUGAUCACUGUUAAAGAUGCUAAAGAUGGAAAAUACAAUAUUUGUGUUACAUAUGUAGAAGUUAGUAAGGUCAAUGCCAUGAUAGCUGAGUUUUAUGAAGAUAUAGAUGUUGUAGAGUCUGAACAAAGGCAAAAAAAGAAAAGAGAUAUUUCACCUGACAAAAAAAAUACUGAAGAAGAUGACAGAAAAAAGAGAGAGAAGAAAGAACCUAAGGCUGAUAUUAUGUCCCUCCUUUCAAUGUCAUCCACCAAAGAACGUGAAAGCAAAAAAAUCGGAGAAGAAAUAAUGGAACUUCUUAGUAGACCAACUGCGAAAGAAAGAUCACUUGCUGAACGAUUUCGUUCACAAGGAGGUAAGCAGCUGAUGGAGUUUUGUCAGUAUGGGACAAAAGGUGACUGUGGAAGAAAUGGUAUCACAGACUGUAAAAAACUUCAUUUCAAGAAAAUUAUUCAGAAACACACUGAUGAAGCCCUUGGUGAUUGUUCAUUUUUGAAUACAUGUUUCCAUAUGGACACAUGUAAAUAUGUCCAUUAUGAAGUUGACAGGAUCAGUCAAAGUGGAGAUGCUGGUCAAGAUCGAUCUAAUGUACCUGCUAUCAGGGCUGAAAGUUCCACCACUCUAUAUCCUCCUCAGUGGGUCCAGUGUGAUCUUAGGUAUCUGGAUAUGACAGUUUUAGGUAAAUUUGCUGUAAUUAUGGCUGACCCUCCUUGGGAUAUCCAUAUGGAACUUCCUUAUGGCACAAUGUCCGAUGAUGAAAUGAGACAACUGGGAAUCCCUCAACUUCAAGACGAAGGUCUUAUUUUUCUAUGGGUCACAGGUAGAGCGAUGGAACUAGGACGCGAGUGUUUGAAGUUGUGGGGUUACGAGAGAGUCGAUGAAAUUAUCUGGGUUAAGACAAACCAACUCCAACGUAUAAUAAGAACAGGACGGACAGGCCAUUGGUUGAACCAUGGGAAGGAACAUUGCUUGGUUGGUAUGAAGGGAAAUCCAAAAAAUUUGAACAGAGGCUUGGACUCUGACGUGAUAGUUGCAGAAGUGCGGGCAACAAGUCAUAAACCUGAUGAAAUUUAUGGAAUGAUAGAACGUCUUUCUCCUGGUACCAGAAAAAUUGAAUUAUUUGGCAGGCCUCAUAAUAUUCAACCCAACUGGAUAACUCUUGGCAAUCAAGUGGAUGGUAUAAGAUUAGUAGAUCCAGAGCUAAUAGAGAAUUUUAAAAAGAGAUAUCCAACUGGUAACUGUAUGGCGCCACCUCCUGAAGCCAGUCAUUGAAUCAAAUCAAUAUUUCUUAUACUGAAACAUUGACAUGUGAUGCGCCAUUGUGUAGAUAAUGAAUGAAAACUUGACAAAUUAUUUCUUAAUAAAUUUUUUAGUAAA